AUGCUCCGUUUCCCCGCCAAUGUUCUCGACCUUAUCCUCGAUAAUACCGGAGAUGGAUACCCUCGGAGGCAUAAGGAAUCCCCACAUCUGCGGGCCUGCUCCCUCGUCUGCAAGGACUGGCGACCGGUCGCGCAGUCUUUACUCUUCAAGGAACUGCGCUUCCCAGUGAACAAACCUCUCUAUCGGGUCCUCGCCUUCCUGAAUGCCGUACCCCACAUCUCUAUCCACGUCCGCUCCCUCGGUAUAUGGAGAUUCGAGCACGAUCGCGAGCAUCAAGGCUGUGGCAUCCAACCACAUAUCCUCUACAAGCUAAUGGUCGCGCUUCCAAAGCUCCAGAAGUUGGACUUGUUCCGUGUAGUCCUCCUUCGCUGGAACACAACUGUACCUUUCCCAACGGUCCCAGUGAAACUGCAUUCCCUCGUCCUAACGGAUAUCGUAAUCGACUUCCACCCCACAAGAUAUUCCGCAGACCAAGCUUUCGACUUCUUGCGCCUUUUCGACGCACAAAAGAUGCGUAUUUCUGGCGGCGGGCUACCCCUUCCCUACUUGAUUACCCGUCCUCCGGUAAACAACAUUCUCGCAGUCCCCGGAGUGCCCCUUCCCGCCGUUCGAGAGCUCGACAUCUACGGGCAGAGUUUGUUCAUCGAAGUGAAUGAUGGGAACGGUGGCUUGAACACAAAUGAGCUCUCUUCCUUAUCCUUGGAACCCACUGUCAUUUUCGGCAACACGUUACCCUUCUACAACCGUUUCAUAUGCCGCUACAGCAAGACAAUUCGCCACCUCAGCGUGAAUAUUGGCCGGGCUCUGGGCGAGUCUGAAACUGCAGACAUAUGGGAGCACCUCAACCUCGCAUCGUGCACGCAGCUGAAGUCACUGCGCCUGCACUGGAGCCAUAAUGAAUGGGCCGGAGUGGAAGGACAAUACGCUCAGGUAUGCGAAGCGUAUCGCGCAAUCCUCUCCACUACCUCCCCCCAUCUCCUUGAGCUUUCCCUGGUCGUGGAGGCUUCUUCGGCCCGGCCAUCGGAUACGCCUUUCGCCGAAACCGCUCACUACAUCGCAUCAAUCCUCAUCCACGGUGUCGAGAAACGUAACGACCUCCAGAGCGUUACACUCGAGAUAUCCAGACACCUUGACCUGGAGAAGAGUGCAGACACGGUAAAAGCCUUACUCCCGAAGUCCUUCAUGGAUCGACAACUCCUGCACUUCAAAGCCCAUCACGGGCCUUCGUUUUGUAUGUUCUCUUAUAUCUCCCUUCUCACCGCGGCCAACUCGAACUGA
Molecule: messenger RNA, 1278 nt
Organism: Trametes versicolor FP-101664 SS1
Lineage: Eukaryota; Fungi; Basidiomycota; Agaricomycetes; Polyporales; Polyporaceae
Exons: 2
Coding region: 1-1278 (425 amino acids)
Source: RefSeq, a predicted model, not a curated record